AUGGCGUCGACUGCCACCCCUGUUGAUCUCAACCUGCCCCCUGGCGCACCUCCUGGCGCGCCUCCUGGCUUCACUGAUCACACAUUCGUGUCUAAGAAUGGUGUCAAGUUGUCUGUAAGGGUAUGGCCAGCAUAUCCACCUGUUGAGGAGCCUGCUCCGUUUGUAAUAUGGACUCACGGAGGCGGUUGGUUGGGCGGUGCUCACUUCGCCCCUCUGCCCUGGCUCAGUCCUGGAUUUCGAGCCAGAGGUUACCACUUGGUCUCCCACAACUACCGAUUAGCCCCGCAAGUCAGAAUCGAUGACCAGUUGUCCGACUGCCUGGAGUCUGUUUCUUGGCUUCGGUCAAAUCUUCCUUCUCUUCUCGGCGAGGACAAAGUCGAUGUGGACCGAUACGUUCUUGUCGGUGAAUCUGCCGGCGGCCACCUGGUCACGCUGAUGGCCGCCCAUCUAUCUCCUCCUCCUAAAGCAGUGGUUGACGUCUAUGGCUUGGUGGACUUUCUGUCCAUCCCGCAUUUUUGUGACAGCGUUCAAUUCGAACCGUGGAAGCCUGACAACCCCGCACCAUGGAAAGGAGAGUUCACUGACGCCGAGCUCGACGCUUUCCUCGAGGAUAGAAACCCAGAGAAUCUGUUGACAGAUGCACUAGCCUGGAACGAGCAAGAGGUUCUCACGGAACAACAAAUACAACAGUACUGGGCUACUGAUUUCAAGUACAACAGACGCAUCAGACUGCAGGCCGAGCUGCACAUGAGAAGAUCAUUGAACUCUGACAUGGAGGGACUGAGAAAGGGAGUGAUGCAUCGAGAGAAGUUCAAAACUCAAGAGGACUUUGUCGCAUUUCUGGAAGACAUGUCUCCGUACAGGGUGUUGAUGAAGGAUCAGAAACGAACAUACCCGCCGACAGCGUUUAUGCAUGGGAGCGGGGAUGAGGCCGUGCACAUUGAUCAGAGUUACCGGAUGGCAGAGCUGUUGAAGAGCAGAGGGGUUCCUGUGCUGGAGUGUUACGAAGAAGGGGAGCCACAUGUCUAUGAUCUCAAGUAUAUUGUGGGUAUUCCGUCCUGCAUGUGUCGCGCCGUCGUCCAUGGAAACAAUAUUAACGUCAUUAUGGCAGAAUCGCAGCAUCAACGGCUGGGAAACGUACGUUCAACCCGUACUCGAUUUUGUUGA
Molecule: messenger RNA, 1167 nt
Organism: Podospora anserina S mat+
Lineage: Eukaryota; Fungi; Ascomycota; Sordariomycetes; Sordariales; Podosporaceae
Exons: 3
Coding region: 1-1167 (388 amino acids)
Biological process (GO): proteolysis
Molecular function (GO): serine-type peptidase activity
Source: RefSeq, a predicted model, not a curated record